CACAAGCACUCAUAGAAAACCCCAGAAACAUUAAUGAAUCUCCAUCUUUUAAGUUCCAAAGUCCUACAAACAUUGAUUGCAUUGAGGGGGAAAAAAUUUCAUUUCAUAGAUCACAUGCUAAGAAGUGAUGAAGUCAAAUGAUGGAUGACUCUCCAACAUUCAGUAAAAAACAAAACAAAAAACAGAAAAAAGCGACAGUACAAUUGUAAAAAAGGCAGCACAGCAUAGGUUUCACAUAUCUAUCCAAAGGAUAAUGUAGACGUUUGUCCAUAAUGUACAUUGCCACUUUUAGUACCAACCAAAUACAGCAAACCAACCCAACACAAACACCAACUGUAAGGCACGGUCGUGGAGAAGUGAUGAUUUGGGCUUUUUUUACAGCGACAGAACCUGGGCACCUUGCAAUCACUGUCGAGUUGACUGUAAACUCCUCUGUGUACCAAAUCGUUCUGGGGUCAAAAGAGAGGUCUGACAGCGAAAGCUUGUGCCACACUGAGUCAUGUGAUAGAACAGGGGUGGCCAACUCCAAGCCUCGAGGGCCGGUGUCCUGCAGGUUUUAGAUGUGUGCUUGAUCCAACACAGCUGAUUUAAAUGGCUAAAUUACCUCCUCAACAUUUCUUAAAGUUCUCUCUCUGCUUUGUGUUGUCCUUUCUCUCAGGUUGUGUUUAAAUAAUUUCAGAACCUGGCAUUCUUGUUAAAAAGUAAUAAGUGUAUUUGAGUGUAUUUGUGUGUGUGUGUGGGGGGGGGGGGGAAUUCAUGGACUGUGCAGAUAACAUUAUUACUGUCCAGCAUCUAAGACGGUUAAUUCGGCUUUAAGAGUCAGCACAUUUAAAUCCUGUGUAUUUGAAAAGUGAAUGCUUCAGCCAAAAAUGAGUAACAACUAUUUCACUUCUCCUUUUUUUCUCCCACACAUUCCACAUUUAACUGGAAUUGAUUCUCCAAUAAUAAUAAUAAAAGAUAAAUUAAGGUUAUAUACCAUAACAGAAUAUUAGUGUGGGCCCAAGCUUUUGUGGUGCCAUUUCACUUUAGUUUUAUUAUAAAUGUUAAUUUCUGAUUAAUGUUAAGUCAAUUCUUGAUUUGCUGUUGGUUCCCAUUAUCUCAUUAUCAUUUUUUGGUAUUUCGAAGUUUUUUUCUUGGUACUUCAGAAAUCUAGUAGUGGUUUAUUUAUUAGUAUUUGCCUAUAGUGUGCUUAGUGUUUUCCCUCAGUCUUUGCGGGUUCAUUGCUUUUCCAGUCCUUGUGAAGAGUUUCGUUUUUUUUGUUCUGUUGUGUUUUUACUUCAUAUUUUUAGUUUAUACCUUCCUGUUGAGAUUCCUGAUUAGGUUUUUUCGACUCUACUCUCUGAAGUUCUGGAUUCUAAUAUCUUGAAGCUUAAGUUUGACUCAUAUUUUGAUUUCCUUUCAUUUCUGCAAUGAUUUUGUUGUAUUGUCUGUGAGUUCCAGUUACUGUUCUCCUUUAUUUUUCUGUUCUGUUCCUCCUGUGUCAUCUCUGUUUGUCUAACCUUCAGUGUUUUAUUAUUUCUGUGUCCAUGUCUCAAUGUCUCACAAUUGAGUGUUUAAAACUUUCAGGCACCAAGCAGUUCUUGAUAGUAUAGUAUUUGUUGAGUUUGAGUGGUUUAUUCUAGUCUGAUGUUUGAUCUUUAUUUAACUUCACGUUCUAAUUUUGGGCUAUUUGUGUUUUGUUCCUUUAUUAAUUUCUCUCUUACUUCCCCCUUGUCUCGUCCUGUGUUUAUGUCUCUUUGUGUUUCCUUGUUCUGGCCAUUCUUUCUUGUUUUGUAUUUUAGGUUCGUUUUGCUUCCCUCCCUUCAUUCCUAGACAUUUAAUUAGUUUUACCUGCAUCUCAUGUCUCACCUGUUUCCCAUCCUCAUUAAGUUCUGUUUUAUUCUGAUUCUCUCUUUCUUUGUUGUUGCAACAUAUUUCAUAUUUGGAAACAUGUCUGUUUCCUGCUUGGCUCUUAUGUUCUUAUUUAUCAUUUCUGCACUUUUAACACUUUGUUUUAUUGGACUUUGUAUUAAUAUUAAAGACUCACCAUUUUGGACUGCUUCUUUUGGGCCUUGUCACUACACACUACACAUGAUAUAAGUAUUUACAAAGCUCAGCAAGUAGUAAAAAGAUACAUUAAGUUGCCUUUAAAACAUGUAGCACAACUUCAAGCAAGUGUUGGUCACGAAAGAUUUGCCAUUGUCAUUAAGCUGAAAAUUAAUUUCUUCUCCGUAUGGUGUCCAUGUUCACUAUGAGUCCUGGGAGAUGUUACAGACUGGCUGCAGGGAGCCUGGCCCUACUCGCUGCUGUUUUGCUGAUAGUUGAUCUCGGCCUGGGAGUCCAUUACAACAAACUCACAGAUUCUCACCUCACGCUCGAUGAUACCGAACGCAUCAGCAAAGAGCUGGUCGUCCUCCAGGACACUUACAAGACUGCAGUGGAAACCAUGAAGGAUGCCAGGAAGCAGCUGGACAGCGAGAUGAGCCGUCAGACGCAAACCAACUGGGAGCUUGAACACCAGACAAAACGAAGCAAUGACUAUAAAAGUCAGAUGGAAAAAAUCACAAAGGAAAUUGAAACAACAAGAUCACGCUUAUCAAUGAUUAGCGAUGGCUGCAAACACUGUCCUGCAGGAUGGAUUUUAAUGAACUCUGUAUGUUACUACUUCCCCUUGAAAUCAAAUAUAAUGAAAACAUGGAAGGAAUCCAGAGAUUUCUGUCAGCUGCAGGGAGGAGAUCUUAUAAUCAUAGACAGCCAAGAUGAAGAGAACUUGACAGUAAAUUUCCUAAUAAAUCAUCAAGAUGCCUCCGAGCCCCCGAAAGGCUUCUGGAUCGGACUGAGUGAUUCUGAGGAGGAAGGGACUUGGAAAUGGUUGGAUGGAACAUUUCUUGUUCAAGGGUACUGGAACGAUGGAGAGCCGAACAACCAAGAUAAUGAAGACUGUGCAGCCGUGUAUCCCAUAGCAAACUUCUUCAAAGCUUGAAAUGAUGUUAGAUGUGGAGUCAGAAGGAAAUGGAUUUGUGAAAAAGCGCCAAAAUCCAUGAGCUAAAAUGUCUAAUGAGGAAUACAGUCUUAGAUAUGUAAAUACUAUCACAUAAAUCACUGUAAGCAUUUAAUUAACCACUAUUCUUUAAAUCAUCCAAUUAACAUGUAUAAGGUGGUUUCACUUCGUCUUCACUUUGUUUUCUGUACCUCUCACUGUCUCUAUCGCUCUCUCUUUCACACACACAGAUCCUACUGAUUUUCACGCCUCAUUGGUUUGUCUAAUAAAAUGACUUUGCCAAACUACCAAAACAGUGUGUCCACCCU
This is a messenger RNA of Oreochromis niloticus (Nile tilapia), 3288 nucleotides long. RefSeq names its product CD209 antigen-like protein E. The coding region runs from base 2213 to 2962 and encodes 249 amino acids. NCBI's taxonomy places the organism in Eukaryota, Metazoa, Chordata, Actinopteri, Cichliformes, Cichlidae. The record is from RefSeq and is a predicted model, not a curated record. The transcript has 5 exons.